Molecule: messenger RNA, 1452 nt
Organism: Aplosporella prunicola CBS 121167
Lineage: Eukaryota; Fungi; Ascomycota; Dothideomycetes; Botryosphaeriales; Aplosporellaceae
Exons: 5
Coding region: 184-1101 (305 amino acids)
Biological process (GO): mitochondrial L-ornithine transmembrane transport
Molecular function (GO): L-ornithine transmembrane transporter activity
Source: RefSeq, a predicted model, not a curated record
CUCACUCGGGGACCUUACAUCUGGCACCUUUUUUUCUGAUCCGAGAGGCCGCGAUUCGAUUCCCAGGUCCAAAGCCUUGCCAAUUGCCCACCGUUGCUGUUGCCCAGCCAGAUUGCGCCGUCGACUCGUCAUACCUAUCUGCGCGACGCGCUGCUUAUCUGUGUAUAGUCUUAGCUUGCGACAAUGGGCAUUGAAAGGGAGCUGGAAGAGGAGGGCGGCCUCACCAGGACGCUCAAGGACUUGUUUGCUGGCGCCGUGGGAGGGACAGCCCAGGUGCUACUGGGUCAGCCGUUUGAUAUCAUCAAAGUCCGCCUGCAAACCUCGCAGCAAUACACCGGUGCCGCAGACUGCGCGACCAAGAUUUGGAAGAAUGAAGGCCCCCUCGCCUUCUACAAAGGCACCCUAACUCCGCUGAUCGGUAUCGGCGCCUGCGUCUCCAUCCAAUUCGGCGCCUUCCACUACGCGCGCCGCGCCUUCGAAGCGCGCAACCUCGCCGCCAACCCACAGGCGACGAGCGGUCGGCUCUCGUACGGGCAAUACUACGCAGCGGGGGCCUUCGCCGGGCUCGCGAACUCGUUCCUGUCCGGGCCGAUCGAGCACGUGCGCAUACGGCUGCAAACGCAGCCGCACGGCGCAGGCAAGCUGUACACGGGCCCGCUGGACUGCGUGCGCAAGCUGUCGGCGCACAACGGCGUGCUGCGCGGCCUGUACCGCGGCGAGCUGGUGACGCUGGCCCGCGAGGCCCAGGCCUACGGCGUCUGGUUCCUGACCUUCGAGUGGCUGAUGAACGCCGACGCGGCGCGCAACCGCAUCGACCGCAAGGACGUCUCCACCCCAAAAGUCGCGCUGUAUGGCGGCUUGGCUGGCGAGGCCCUCUGGGUCGCUAGCUACCCGUUUGACGUUGUCAAGAGCAAGAUGCAGAGUGAUGGCUUUGGCAAGGACAUGCGCUAUCGCACCAUGUCCGACUGCUUUAGGUUGACGUGGGCGAAGGAGGGCAUGAUGGGCUUUUGGAAGGGCUUGGGCCCCACGCUGUUUAGGGCUAUGCCCGUUAGCGCCGGCACGUUUGCUGUUGUCGAGUUGACGAUGCGUAUGAUUCAGUAACUGUGCUCAGUUCGUUGGUUGUUUGGUUCGGCAUAGAAUGGAAGACGCGGGGGAGAGGCGAAAAAAGAAUCACGGUGUCCAGAGGCUGAUAUAACAGCUCGCGCAUACAUAUCUACUUUCUACAACACGCUCUGACCAACAGAAGCGCAAACCAUAAACCAAGAUUAUCUUCUUCUCCAAUGUAUAGACACCCAGCAAUCCCACCGCUCACCUGCAUCAUGUUAGAUCAUCACCCCAUCCCCUACCCUCUCACUCACCCACUCACUCACCCACCGCAAACACCCCCCAACAAAUCAGCCCACACAAGACCACAUCAAUCACCAACAGCCAGGCCAGUCGCCCGCAUUCGCG